This is a messenger RNA of Homarus americanus (American lobster), 3512 nucleotides long. Its product is annotated as beta-1 adrenergic receptor-like. Gene Ontology annotation, cellular component: membrane. Gene Ontology annotation, biological process: G protein-coupled receptor signaling pathway. Lineage: Eukaryota; Metazoa; Arthropoda; Malacostraca; Decapoda; Nephropidae. The record is from RefSeq and is a predicted model, not a curated record. The transcript has 5 exons. The coding region runs from base 349 to 2310 and encodes 653 amino acids. Gene Ontology annotation, molecular function: G protein-coupled receptor activity.
GUGAGUAACACACGUCUCCUCUCGCUCUAGUCGACCCUAAGGAAAACGUAUCCCGGUGAAGUGAGCCAGCGUAGCACCUUCUUAAUAGUACUCAAGUGAAUGUUACUGUGGGUGUUGUUGGUAAAAUGCUUGCAUACCCGAUAUACAACACAGAUAUAUUGAUCUGAUAAGAGGCAGAGCACCAGUGAAUUUGAGCGGAGAAGACGAUGCGAUGAUGGUACGGUGAAGCCAGCAUCUAGGAUGCUGUUGCUGUCACCAAGACGCAAACAUCACUUUGAUAGUGGGUAACCUCGUGUCUGGCCCGGUCAUUCGCCGACUAUCACUACCCACUUCACCAAUCCUGGAAUAAUGACUACACAAACAUUGCCUGCCAAUGACACUCUCACCUCCAGCUCUUCUCAAGAAUUCAGCCCGGUGGUGACUGCGGCGCUGUUGGCUGUGCUGGGCGUUGUGUUCGUCUUCGGGACUGUCGUCAACACCUUAGUCUUCCUGGUCUUUUACCGUAGACCCUCCCUCAGGUCACUCUCCAACAGGUUUGUGUUGUCGCUCACUUCGGCCAACUUGGUGUCCACGGUGCUGGUGGUGCCAGUACAAGCACUGAGACUAGGUGGCCUUACUCCCCUCCUGUCACCCGCUACUGCUACAGGCGCUGAUGGGGGCCACUAUGUCAGCCGCGGUGACGAGGAGUUCUGGUGGUGCCAAGUCUCCAAGGCUCUCAUGGCACUGGCUGUAGAGGCGGCCAUCUUCUCCGUUUUGCUCAUCGCUGUUGACAGGUACUGCGCCGUCACCUCUCCUCUCCAUUACUCCAUGACUAUUACUCGGGGACGCAGCGUGAGGCUCAUAGUGGGCGUAUGGAUGUUGGCUCUCCUCUACUCCCUACCACAGAUUCUCGCCCACACACACGCCCACCUACGCCCAGCCUCUCGUCUUGCAGCCUGUCCACCUGGUCAGGACGUGGUAUCAGCAGUGCCCAUCAAGUUUGGGAUGUAUUACGCUGUGCUUCUUGCUCUCUGUGGGUUCUUGGUGCCACUGUUCGUGCUGUGUUGGAUCUACGUUCGGAUGUACAGAGCAGCCCAGCGCAACUCUGCCCGCACGAGGCGCCACAGUCUGGGACACAACCCAGCAGAGAUCAUCAUCCCGGACUGUCCGUCCACUCCGGACUCCGGCAACCACAACUCUGUUAGGUGUAAGACAAGGCUACACCGACGACGCUCAUCCAAUAUCAGCUUCUCUUCUCUCUUUUUUCGAGAGGAGGGACGAGCCGUUAAGACGGCGGUUAUCGUUAUAGCUUCUUUUGUAAUGUUUUGGAUGCCGUAUUUCGUUUUUAAAAUAUUUGAGGCUGGGGGAUGGACAAAAGAUAUUCCAUACGUGGAUGAGGCAGUAACCUAUAUAGCUCUGGCAUCAUCUUGUACAAGUCCGUUUAUAUAUGUUUAUCGUAAUGAGACAGCGAGUAAAGAAGUGUUGAAGAUAAUAUGCUGGUGGAGACCACCCAGCCCUGCCACACCAUCCUUCUCACGCUCUUCACUUCACCCCAAGAUGGGUAAUGGUCACGCCACCACGCCAGUGCGGAUCAUCGAGCCAGACACGGCGUCACUCUAUGGUUACACAGCUGAGUGUGGCGCGUGUGGUCACAACCAACUGGUGUGUUCACUGAGGAACGGCAGACCCGUGACCUCGCCAUUACCCCCUGAACAGCGGAGAGCAACCAGUCCGCGUCGCGAGAGUUCUGUCUCCUUCAAGUUAACGCCAAUGGACCGCUCGUCGUCCCGCUGUCGCCAGUGUUUGCGUCAGGACUCUGCUUCAUCAGCGUCUUCUGAUGACCCAUUAUUGAGUGACUGUUAUCGCCACCACCGACCCUCAAAUCCGUCUGUUAGAUGGACGCGGCCAAGAAUGUCUAACGGAUCAGUGACAACAAGAAGCGACUCACUCGCCUCUACCAACUCGUCAGUGCUGAGCGCCGGCAUCCAGCGGUGGCCGAUGAGGCGCUAUUCCACUGUAUCAACCGACAGCGGCGGAACCAUCACCCGACGGAGUGCGCAUGAGGACCCCGAUGAUGAAGUUGGGGUGGGACGCAUCCAUCACCCUGGAGGGCAAAGAUCACUUUUCUUGGAAAGUGAAGAAGAUAAUUACGAAGCCGGUACCAGUCAGCCAGAGAUUCAUGGCUAUGCUAAUCCCUUCCGGCAUCCUCGCUUGAGCCAUCGGCAUGAGUCAAUAGGCUCAUCGGUAAGAUUCAUUUGGGAGAUCGAGGAAGGGGACGGCCACGACGACGACAUAACAGAGGUGGAGCCACGAGACGUGCCUCCUAGGUGACCUUUGGCUAGAUCGCCCUCACUCAUGAACCUGGCCGGAGCCUGCCAGAGGGACGACUCGGAGUACUCGCCCAAUAAAGCCACCUCUUGGAGACUCUCAGUGUAAAUAAACUGGACACGUACAGUAUAUGGAGACCAGUGGUGAACAUUACUUAUCUGUGUUAUCAAGUCGUAGGAGAUACAUUAUCACUUUUACAUGUAUAUUGUUAAAGCAAAUCUCUCUCUCUCUCUCUCUCUCUCUCUCUCUCUCUCUCUCUCUCUCUCUCUCUCUACAACAAAAGUUUCAUUCCUUGGCACUGGUGUCUCUGGCCCUCGAGGAAUGUUACACCUCCCGGAAACAUCACAGGAGCCAGCGGAAUAAGUUAUACAUAAGUUUCUUUGCUUAGUCUUAAUAUUUAUGGUUAACCUCAUUAAUGUUUUACCGAUUUAUUACAUUAAAUGUCUUAUUGCAGAAAAAAGGUUAAUCACACUACCCCCCAAAACAUGAAUAAAGUUAAUUUAAAAAAAAGGAACAUGAUAGAAUAGCAUUGGCAACCAACGAGACUAAAGCAUUAGAUAGUUCAUGACUUAUGACCUGACCUGACCCAACCAACGAGACUAAAGCAUUAGAUAGUUUAUGACUUAUGACCUAACCUGACCUGACCUGACCCAACCAACGAGACUAAAGCAUUAGAUAGUUUAUGACUUAUGACCUGACCUGACCUGACCCAACCAACUAGACUAAAGCAUUAGAUAGUUUAUGAUUUAUUACAUGACCUGACCUGACCUGACCUGACCCAACCAACGAGACUAAAGCAUUAGAUAGUUUAUGAUUUAUUACACGACCUGACCUGACCUGACCCGACCCAACCAACGAGACUAAAGCAUUCGAUAGCUUAUGAUUUAUUACAUGACCUAACCUAACUUAACCUAGCCAAAGUCUCGGUCGCCAUUAAUUACAAACACUAUACUAUAAACUGUAUCUCAUUGCAUGGAAACUUACCACAUGAUUAGUUACCUUAACCUACUGGUGCAAUAAGAUAUAUUAUUUAGCAACAACAAACAAUGGUACAACACUAAAUAAGGAGACUGAGCAGCAAAGCUUCCGUAUUACCCACAAAUGUUGAUCUUUUAAGGUAUGACGCGUCUGUACUGUACUGUACUAUGUUGUACUGUACUGUACUAUGUUGUACUGUACUAUGUUGUGCUGUACUAUGUUGUACU